Messenger RNA from Talpa occidentalis (Iberian mole), 4911 nucleotides. It is a transcript of the gene ZBTB8B, whose product is annotated as zinc finger and BTB domain containing 8B. The transcript is spliced from 8 exons. Gene Ontology annotation, molecular function: DNA-binding transcription factor activity, RNA polymerase II-specific; RNA polymerase II cis-regulatory region sequence-specific DNA binding; protein binding. Lineage: Eukaryota; Metazoa; Chordata; Mammalia; Eulipotyphla; Talpidae. The record is from RefSeq and is a predicted model, not a curated record. Bases 2030 to 3511 code for a protein of 493 amino acids. Gene Ontology annotation, biological process: regulation of transcription by RNA polymerase II.
CCUAAAACUUACCUACACCCUCCCAAGCCUUACUCUCUUUCCUUUAAAGAUCUUCAUGGAACCAGAGGGUCUCAUUCAGACUUCCCUUUUAUUACGGCUGACAAGUGAUUUUCAUACAGGUGUUUAAAGUUAAUUAAACAGACCCCAGAAUUAUACAUAUACAGGGGGAGGAGAGGAGAAAAAUGACCAAGAGCAACUGGAACAACUGUUGUUGCAACUUCCUUUCCGAAUAAAAGCAGAAGCGUUGGGAAUGCAGAAACGGCCUCUUGACUCCUUGUCUUGGUGAGAGGCCUGCUGGGGACCCUGUCCCUUCCUCAUCCCAAAAGCCAAGCUGAGUCUGGGAUGAGAACAAGGGACUUCCUCGGGACUCAGACUGUCCUCCCACCCCUCAAUGGGAAGCCCCUCCUGCACUCGGUGUGUGCCCUGCCCUGGCUCAGGGUGGCUGCUGUGGGGGACAAGAACAGACCCCUAGACACCUUCCAGCUUCUGUUCAAUUUCUUUAAUGCUGUUAAAUGGCAAAUCUGGAAAAGGUUCGGCAAAUCUGGAAAAGGUUCAGGACAAAGUUCUUUUUUCUUUUUUAAUUACAAAACUAACAGCUGUUAGAAUCUUUUUUUUUUUCCCCCUUUUGUCUUUUCCCGGCUACAAAAUACUCUGGGGAGAUGCAUUAUAAUUUAAAAUAUAUAAUAUUGCACAAACAACCAAAAGGUUAAUUAAACUAAAGAAAUCAUUACAAAGAGAAAAAUCCCAGCAAAAAGAUUCAGCAUUUUCUCCAUCCCACCCCUUACUGAAGUCUGCAGUGGAGUGACCGCCACUCAGAGUCCUGACCACUACCCCUUUAAAUCAUGGGCGAACACACCAGAUUAUGUACAAGAAUCACCACAGCAGCAUCGUGAAGCACCAGGGUCUUCAGGGAUUCCUGCAGCCCCUCACUGCCCCAAGAGAGGUGCAGCGUUACCAGAGUGGAGGGUGAGAGAGAGCCACAAAGACUAGUGUGUCUUCAGGAAGAAGAGCUUUUGCAGGAGCCUGAUGAGUCUCCAGUUCACCCCUAGCACAUCCCUUCAAGAAGGGCGGAGGCCGAAGUCGGGCUUACAAGAGCUGGCUCUGCUGUGCCAGAGGGUGUGCCCAUCAGGGUGAUAACGUCACAGUCGAUGGUUUUGUCUGGCGAGGGAGCAAAGGUGUCAGAGAUCACCCCUAGGAAGUCAGACAACCCCUUCUUCAUUUUCUCCGUCGCCCCCGAGGAGCCUUCAGUCUGCAGAGAGAAGCCAGCAGAAGAAGCAAGUGGCCCAGGAGCAGUUCUCAACAACAUCAACAGCUCAGCGCAUUCUGAACUGAGAGGCUAUCCUGGAGUACACGGGUGAAUAAUUUAACUGAGGCCUUCUAAAGUCUCCCCUGAAGCAGAACUCACCCCAGUUGAUUGAGAAAUUUUGCAGAGUGACAGCACACAGAAUGCUCGUGGGCAGAUAUGCCAUAGCUCCUGUAUGCACCACACGCUUCAGCUCUCCGGACAAAGGGAUGAACACUUCCCAGGUCCCUCAAGUGGGACUCCAAAGACCCAACCGAGCUCCAGCCUUUCACCAGCUCUGCUUCUUGCCCCUUCUGGCAUCUUGGUACUUGUAGUUUUGUCCACUCUAUCUUUGCCCGAAAAACCAACGUUGAGACCACAACUCCCAUCACCCCGCGAGCACUGCAGCCUCCAGAGCGCAUCCUCUGGAGGGGGUCCCGGCGCCAUUGACUAACCUGCUGACCGAAGGGCCCGCCUUCCUGGCCCAAAGGCCCCCGUGAUUGGCCAGCUGCCCUGCCUCGCAGCGGAGGGGCGACAGGUGAAUGAAAGGGGGGCGUGCCGGUGCGCGUAGCUCGGCGACGGCGCGGCUGGAAACCGCUGGAAGCAUCUGGAUUGUCACAGACCAUAACACAAACUGCUGGGAAGGCUUGCUUGGAACAGUUGGAAGAGGUCGGGAUUUGUGAAUUAACCUAAAAAAAUCUUGGCAGAGAUACAGGCUCCUCCUGAGUGGCAGCAGCUGGUGGAGAAAUGGAGAUGCAAUCCUAUUAUGCCAAACUCUUGGGGGAGCUGAAUGAACAGCGGAAGAGGGACUUUUUCUGUGACUGCAGCAUCAUUGUGGAAGGGCGGAUCUUCAAGGCCCACAGGAACAUCUUGUUUGCCAACAGCGGCUACUUCCGAGCCCUGCUCAUUCACUAUAUCCAGGACAGCGGGCGCCACAGCACAGCCUCCCUGGACAUCGUCACCUCCGAUGCCUUCUCCAUCAUCUUGGAUUUCCUCUACUCUGGGAAGCUGGAUUUGUGUGGGGAGAACGUGAUUGAGGUUAUGUCAGCUGCCAGCUACCUGCAGAUGAAUGAUGUGGUGAACUUCUGCAAGACCUACAUCAGAUCAUCCCUUGAUAUCUGCAGAAAGAUGGAGAAGGAGGCAGCCAUGGCCGCAGCAGUGGCAGCAGCAGCCGCAGCAGCGGCAGCAGCAGCGGCAGCAGCAGCUCAUCAAGUUGACAGUGGAAGUCCCAGUUCAGGCAGGGAAGGGACCUCCUGUGACACCAAGAGCGUGGUCUCUUCUUCAGCCGAGGGAGAGGAGAGUGUAGACUGUCCAAGAGAGUCCCCUUGUGGUGACUGCAGAGGCUGCCACCCCCUGGAACUGAUGGUGAAGGACAACCAGGGCAGUGGCUUGGCGGACGGUGAUCUCUGUCCUCCCCCCAAACAGAUAAAGCCCCAGGUGGAGUCAGAUGCAGAGGAAGUAGAGGUGGAGGUUGGGGAGCAGCUGCAGCAGUACGCUGCCCCGCUGAGCCUGACCCACGUGGAGGAGGGCUUGCCCAGUGGCCAGACUGUGGACUUGGCUUAUAGUAACUUCCACGUGAAGCAAUUCCUGGAGGCGCUCCUGCGCAGCAGUGCCGUCCAGAGCAAAGACGAGGUGGACCAUCCCUUCUCCCGGAGCCUGGAGGGAAGGCCGGAUGUUGCAGGGGUAGCCAUGAGCUCUGUGCCAGAUGUCCAGCCUGACUGGUAUGGAGAGGACUCAGGUGAUGUGCUGGUGGUCCCCAUUAAGCUCCACAAGUGUCCUUUCUGCCCUUACACUGCCAAACAGAAGGGCAUCCUUAAGCGGCACAUCCGCUCACACACGGGCGAGCGGCCCUACCCCUGUGAGACCUGUGGCAAGAGGUUCACUCGACAGGAGCACCUGCGGAGCCACGCCCUGAGCGUCCACAGAUCUAAUCGGCCCAUCAUCUGCAAGGGCUGCAGAAGAACCUUCACCAGUCACCUGUCCCAGGGGCUGCGGCGCUUCGGGCUGUGUGACAGCUGCACCUGCGUGACAGACACACAGGAUGAUGAUGACGACUUGAUGCCCAUCAACCUCAGCCUGGGGGAGGCUUCAUCGGAAAGCCAAGAGAAGAGUGACAUGGACAAUGACUGGCCAAUCUAUGUGGAGUCUGGUGAGGAAAACGACCCCGCUGGAGAGGACUCUGAUGACAGGCCACAAAUUCGGCCCAGCUUAUCAGAAACUCUUACGUAGCAGUACAUCGGUGGGGAAGAGGUCUUAGAAUCUGCUGCUGCUCUUUCUGUGGUUGAAAGCUACCAUUGUCCACUUCUGUCGAACCCUGACAGGGACAUUUUUUUCACUGUUGAUAUAUUUUCGUUUUUGUAAGUCCUCCAGUUGCGGAAACUGCCACUUUAAGUGAAACCACUUACAGCAAAAGCAGGACCUGGAAUAAUACGGAUUUCUUCAGCUUUGGCUGGUGAUGGUUUUUUCUUGGCUAUGUCAUGUAAUGGAUCAAUGUUGAACAAAACUAUGUUAUCCCAGGACCUGCUCUAUGUGGUAGAGGUUGGAUUUUGUGAAUCAAAGAACUAAUGACUUUUUGGUGCCAUGCCCUUGAUUUCUGAGGGCUCUGCUGACCCUCCUUAAUUCUGAGUGAAUCAAGGCUGCCCUAAGGGCUUCCUGUUUUUCUGUUUUGCAUCCAAACUCUAGUUAGGAGAAAGAUUUCAUAUCGUCUCAGUCCUGUGCUUUCCUCUAUCAUCAUUACCUUUCUCUGAAAAGGUAGACAUGAAUAUAUUAAGUUUUGAGAUCCAUCCUUUGCCAAGCCUCUCCUAAUGAAUCCCAUAUUUUAAUUCUCUGGUGAAAUGUUAAAGAGAAAGCGUCAUUGACAUAAGGCAGGCAGGACUGUCUGACCACAUCAUUGGAAAAGGUGCUUUCUAGAUCUAAGACCACAGUUCUAAAGACUGGGGGUACUGAUAUUCGACAAGCAUGAAAAUGAGCUGAAGGAAGGCUCCUUAUGGUCCUUUGACUUGCCCUGUUGAAUUAAAUUUCAAGGUAGGCCUGGGAAGGGAACCUGUAAGCCCAGCUCUGGGUGACUUCCCUGUCUGGUUUGGUAUGUGACCAUUCUGUUUUGUGAUCAUAAAACAACUCAUUUGGGCAGAACUCAAAAUUUUCCCUCCUUUUUCUAUCUGAUUCCAACCAUCACUGCUAUAUAACCUGGAAAUGUAGCUGUCACUGACAUUCUUUUCCUUAGGUUAUGAAUAGAACUUUAAUUAGAGGGAAAGCAUAAGCCCAUAAAAAGAAAUUAUACUUCUAAAUUGUUUACGUUUAUCUUAAAAAGAUCCUCUGCAGGGAAAGAACUUCGUAGAACAGAUUUUUAAAACUAAUUUGCUUUUUCCCUGUUUAGGAGCCAGCAAUUAUUAUGUUUUUAUUAUUUUUUAUUUUUUGUGGGACCCUUGCCUGCGGCUGGGAACGAACCAGCGCUGCAGAGGCUGCGGGCAGCCUCUCAGUCCAGCGCUCAACCGCUGCACCACCAGGGGAGGCCCGCCAGCAAUUAUUCUAACAAAACAGGCUGCAUUUCUUUAAAGAGCUAAAGGGCAGGAAAUAAUAGGGUUUAAAGAUAUUUAAGGCACUUCCAUAAUUUUGUCUUAAAGUAUCCA